This is a messenger RNA of Stylonychia lemnae, 1998 nucleotides long. The record is from the annotation of a GenBank genome assembly. Lineage: Eukaryota; Ciliophora; Spirotrichea; Sporadotrichida; Oxytrichidae.
AUGAAAUUUCUAUUUGUGGAUUGCUUUCUUUCCUCAAAAUAGUACCCAGUUCCAAACUACAUUAACCAUCUUAAAAAUUUAAUUUUGCAGGCAUAGCAAGCAAAUAAACUUGAAUUAGGAUUAGAUGAUGAGAUAAUUUUCGAGACAAGGGCAUUUAAAGAUCUUUCAGAUUUACUCUAUGAUCCUAAAACUCUGCAACUAAAUGAUAAAAAGCAUAAGUUCUUAGACAUGAAUGCUAAGACUAAAUUUGAAGCAAUUGAUAUGGUUUUCAUUAUCGGCGAUGUAACGACUUAAGCUUGGGACUUUACUCUGUAUUAAGUAAAAUAUUUCGAAUAAAUGAAAUAGGUAUAAACAUUAGUGAGACUGUGUAUGCAAGUAUCAAAACCUCUAAUUGGAUUAGGUUUAGGAUUAAACUUGUUGAAUUUAUAUAGCAGCACUGGAUUACCUUUUGACUAUGUUUUUUAUGUAGAUCGUACUGAAGAGGAGCGAUCGGAGUUAAAAGCAGAAAAAUAUAAAAAGGCAUUAAUAGAUGAGCAGAGUGGAGACUAUUAUUUAUAUAACGCUCAUCAGGAUAAGCUGAACUUAGUGGGCCACAUAGGUUUCUUCAAUAAUUACUAGCUUAAAAGAAAGCAGUUUGAUGUCAGUCCAAUGAGAUAAAACUUCAGAUUGACAAGCAAUGAAUGCAUGGCUAAAGUACGUAAGAUCUAUGUCUAGCAUCCUGUUGUGAAAGGCAUUCUGACGAACCAGUUUAAAGUUAUUGUGAGACAAGCUUAAUGGUCUUCACUGCAAUAACUUCCUCAAUUCAAUCAAAAACAAACUUUCAAGACAGUGGUAGAGGAUGCGAUUACCAAGCAUGCACUUGUAAUAGAAAUGUCUAAUGCUUUUGGAAUACUAUUUGAUAUUAAUGUUAAUGAUCCCAAUUCCUAGUUUAUAUUCAAAAAUGCUGUAGCCAUAAAUAUGCAAAAGAUUAUCGAUAAUCUAUUUAACUUUUAAAAAGACAGCCCAAAAUGUAUUUAUGAAGAGGUGAGCAAAAGAAGUUUCUUUGGAGGUGCAGCAGCUAAUAUUAGCUAAUAAACCCCUCUGAAGAAAUCAUUUUUUACUAUGAGAGGCUAAGAAAAUCAUCUUAAAUACUCAGGGUAAAAUGGUAUUUCAAAUAAUCUAAGCUAGUCUGAUUUAAUUGAUAAUAACACUCUUGAUAAUAUGACAACAGAAAGUAAGGCCAAUAAUAGAAGUGUCUUGAUUCUACCAAAAUAAAUUAAGAAUAUUUAUAGUGAUCGAAGGGAUUCUUAAGAGUUUACUGAUAAUCAGAGGUCUCGUAGCUUCUUAUAAUAAUCAACUGAGAAUAUCCCCUAAAUAAAUUGCAAUGAUAAAUUUGAAGAAAACUUCUUCAAAAAGAUCUUGAAUUAGUCUAGGAACCUCAGAAGUCCAAAUUAUGAUUAGCCUAGUAGUCAAAAUCAAUAAAGAAUCUAGUUCACUAUAGAUAACUCUAUCUACUAGAAUAGCUAUGCUGAGUCUAAAUAAAUUUCAAUUAGGCGACCUAGUAAAUUGGCUUUAAGGAGUAGAGCAUCGAUUCAUUAGAGUUUCAAUAACAUUAAGCCUUAGAAUCGAUAGAUGUCGGAGAAUAAUCUUAAAAGAAAUGAGAGCACAGCAUACUAAGACAAGAAUUCUCCAAUGAAUAAGCUCUAUAGGAAAUAUAAGGAAUUCUAGGAACAAGAGGCCUAGUUUUAGGAGAGAGACCUUAGUCAGGUUAAUAAAUCAAUGCAGGCAACUAUUCUAGGAGAAAAACUGUAUAAAGAAGGCUAUAGACCACCAGUGGAUAAGAAAAAAUGGAUAUCAUCUAGUGAUUUCAAAGCAAACGUUGGAAUAGCAUCAACAGGGAAUGGAUUCACAAAGUCAACUGAGACUUAUGUAACUCGAGAUCCUUCUGAGAAUCCUCUUAUUCACUAGUUUAGAGACAAAUCACCUAAAAAGUGGUUGUAUGGUAGCUUCAAAAUAUGA